UCAAGGUUCAUUCAAUUUUACAUUAAAAUUCAGCUCAUUUUAUUUCUGAAAAGCAUUAAAUAUAGUUGUAAAUUAAAUGUUCUUAAUCACAGUGAUUAAGUGUAAAGUUGUGAAAAAUUAGUUUUGAAUAUUUGUAGUAAUGGAGGGCAACAGAUUAUCAAGUAACAGUUCUGAUGAGUCCCAAUAUGAUGAAAAUAUUAUAAAUUACUUAAUUAAUUAUCGAAACCGAGAAAAUGCUUCAGAAUAUUGUAAAAAUUUGGACGUAGAUACAGAUGAAGCAUUAUGCGCGGAUUUCAUAAGUUAUUUACAAAAACAAAUUUUCAAUGAAAAUGGCGCGAAUUCUAAAAAUUGUUGGGAUUGCGGGCAAUCGCAUUUGGUUAGAAAAUUAAAUGAAGAAAAAAUGAUGUUAGAAGAAAAAAAUGCCUCUUUAGGCGAAGUUGAGUCAUUAGACUUAAAAUAUGCAACCAAUGAAAGAUUACUUGAAGAAAUUGAUAAUGUUUUGACUAACUCAACUUCUAAAGCGAUUUUUUUGAAACCCCAAAGUUCAUCCUCACCAAAACCUACUGCAAUGAGCGAAAAGAAUUUCCACUCGAAUAUCAAGGCUAAAAAUACUAUAAACAGCUUUGAAUUUAGCAAUGAUUCACUUGGAUAUCACACAUUUAAGUCAAACAUGGCAUCAAAAUAUGAAAACAAAUUGAUUACUGAUACUGAUUUAAAUGCUGAAAGCUCAAAUGAUUCUCCUCUUGUAAUAUCAAUAUCUGAUGAUGAUAUUGUUUUUGAAGAAACUGAAAACUUAGAUACAAAUCUAAAUCCCUUUCAACCGAAAGAAUUAAAUAAAAAAUGUCAGGGUAAAGUUAGCUCGGCAAAGAAAAGAAACAAGCCAAACAGAAAACAAAGGAGGGCAAGAAGAAAACUACGUGAGCAAGAACAACAAAAAAUAGAUAAUCAACCAGAUAUUGAACAAAAUUUACAAUCAGAAAAGCGCUUAAAGCUUAACGCCCAGGGUCGUUCUGUCGGUAUAAAUAUUCAAAAUAUUAGUUUAGUGUAUGAAAAACGAAAGAACCAACCGCUUAAGUACAAACCAAUAAAAUUCGUUUCGGGGGGAAUGUUAAAAUUUAGUACAAACAGUAACUUUAUAGCUGUUGAGGAACAACUAAAAAUGCAUGAAACUAACUUAGAAAACAUUGAAGAAUGCAAAAUUAAAAAUAUACUCAAAGGUCCAGGCGGCCAGAUAAUGUUAAAAAUGGGUUAUGAAUUAAGAAAAGGAUUAGGGAAAUAUUCACAAGGCAUUCUUCAACCUAUUGAAGCUCACAUUAGAAAGGGUCGUGGAAGUAUAGGUUCAUAUGGUAGUGAAAUGUUAUUACCAACGUCAGUAAAAGUUCAAGAAUUGCAGUACAAAAUUUUGAAAUCUUUGUAUAUAACUGAUUUGCAACCGAAUAAAAAUGAUUCACAUUUUCAACCAGGAAUCUAUAGCAAUGUGUUUUUUGAUUAUUCAACCCUGCCAGAUCCUUUUGAUUCGCAAAUAGAAAAUAAUUAUGAAUAUCAUAAUUUUAAUUUUUCACAGAAUUUCUUUAUAAAUUUAGAUUCCAGUAUUACAUAUAGCAAAUCGAAAAGUAACAUAAUUUUGAGCAAUAAUUCCAAUACUUUUACUGGAAUUGAAAAUUUUGGAAUCAAUAACGGCGAAAAUUCCCGCAAGCUGUUGAAAGCAAAAAGAAGAAUUAAAGUGCAGAAUAAUCCACUUCAGUUGGUUGUAACUACCUCAUCUGGUCGCUUUAACUUUGAGCAAUUUCAAAAGCUUAAAGAAAAUUUAAAUACGAUUACAAUUAACGCUGCAUUAUUACAUGGUAUAAGUUUACAAUUUGAAGAUAUUUUCAUGGAAGAAGGUUACAUGAAAAUAAAUUGUAGCAAUGAGAGUACGCAUUACUGGAUUGAAAACUUAAUUAGAAAUUCAGCAUACGGGCAAUUUAUACCUAAUAUAAAAUUACUCACUAAAUUUUAUGUUCAUUUUGAUUCAAUUAUAUCAUCAGGAUAUAAAAUGGAAAUUUUUAUACCUGGAAAAAGUCUCAAAACAGCCGAUUAUCUUAAAUUAUUAGAAAUUCAAAAUCCUGGAUUACUAACACGGGAAUGGAAAAUUUAUAAAAGAAAUGAAAUAAAAAAUGGUGUUGAGUUGAUUAUUGAAAUUAAUGAAAAAUCUUUAAAUACAUUACAAAAUGUUUAUGAAUUUCGUCCUUAUCUAUUUUUGAACCGAAUCCAAUUUCAUAUGAUUAAAGAUAUUUAA
Condylostylus longicornis is the source of this 2278-nucleotide messenger RNA. RefSeq lists its product as uncharacterized. The record is from RefSeq and is a predicted model, not a curated record. The transcript is spliced from 3 exons. Gene Ontology annotation, molecular function: nucleic acid binding. Bases 140 to 2278 code for a protein of 712 amino acids. Lineage: Eukaryota; Metazoa; Arthropoda; Insecta; Diptera; Dolichopodidae.